CUAUAAAAGGCUCACACCAGCUGCUACGUUUUGUUCUAGCUCGCAGCACAUUGGAAAGAACUUGCUUUGAAUGAAGGGCAGUUCUUGCCAAGCUUUCAGCUUUUAACUGCCAUGGUGAGCUUUUUUUGAGCUUUUUUUAACUUGUUACCCAGAAAAUGCUCAGAGCUUUUAGUUUCUAUUCAAGCAUCUUCUGUUUGCAUUACUGCUUUGAAGUUGAAAAGGCUUAGUGCUGUUAUAGAGUUUGUUGGCAUACUGAACAUUUAAAGGAAGAAUGACCUCCAUGCCCACAAACCUUACUUCUGGAGAUGUCAGUGGAAUUUUCAACCCUCUGGGGGAAGGGGUGUUAUGGCCGAACAGCACUCAAAGAAAUGUGAGUUCCCCUCUGUCUCACAAGUUUGUGCAGCCUCCUUGGCGUAUUGUCCUUUGGUCUCUGGCUUAUGGAUCCAUGGUAGCCGUGGCUGUGUUCGGAAACAUCAUUGUCAUUUGGAUCAUCCUGGCCCACAAAAGAAUGAGAACAGUGACCAACUACUUUCUGGUGAACUUGGCAUUCUCAGAUGCUUCCAUGGCAGCUUUUAACACCCUGGUGAAUUUCAUUUAUGCCCUGCACAACGAGUGGUACUUUGGAGAGGCUUACUGCAGAUUUCACAACUUCUUCCCUAUCACAUCCAUAUUUGCCAGCAUUUACUCCAUGUCUGCGAUAGCUGUGGAUAGGUACAUGGCUAUCAUUGAUCCUUUGAAGCCAAGACUUUCUGCUACUUCCACAAAAGUGGUCAUCGGAAGCAUUUGGAUAUUUGCGGUUUUGCUUGCCUUUCCUCAGUGCCUCUAUUCCAAAAUCAAAGUGACACGAACCAGGACUUUAUGCAUGCUAGAUUGGCCAGGAAAAGAUGAAAGACUGACAUAUCAGUUUAUUCUGGUGUUGCUGGUCUAUGUCUUACCCUUAAUUGUGAUGGGAGUCACAUACACGAUUGUUGGAAUUACACUGUGGGGAGGAGAGAUACCUGGAGAUACAUCUGAUAAAUAUCACGAACAGCUCAGAGCCAAAAGAAAGGUUGUGAAAAUGAUGAUUGUGGUUGUGGUGACAUUUGCAAUAUGCUGGCUUCCUUAUCAUAUAUUUUUUCUUGCUAAUGCACUUGAUAUAAAAGUGGACAGAUGGAAAUAUAUUCAGCAGAUCUACCUGGCUAUCUUUUGGCUAGCAAUGAGUUCGACCAUGUACAAUCCCAUCAUUUACUGUUGUCUAAACAAAAGGUUUCGUGCUGGAUUCAAAAGAGCUUUAAGAUGGUGUCCCUUUAUUGAAGUAUCCAGCUAUGAUGAAUUGGAAUUAAAAUCCACAAGAUUUCAUCCAACAAGACAGAGCAGUCUCUACACCGUUUCUAGAAUGGAAUCAAGCAUGACAGUUGUGUUUGAUCCUAAUGAUGGAGAUAACAACAAAUCUUCUCAUAGCCAUAAGAAACGAGCUGCUACUAGUGAGUCUACUUUCAAUGGAUGUUCUCGGAGAAACUCCAAAACUGCUUCCACCAAUUCAAGUUUUAUUAGCUCACCCUACAAUUCACCAGAUGAUUAUUCAUAAUGGGAACAUUAUGGGAACAGAACGGCAAACAAGGUUGCAUUCAUUGUAAAAACCGCAUUGUGAAAGUUACAGUUCAUAAAAUGAAAUGAGAAAACCUUAAAAUGAAAAUGAAACUUGUAAUUCCAAAUGAUUGAUAUGUGGAAAAAAGAGAGGGAGUCUUGUUUUUGCACACAUUCAGCACAUCAACCCCCAUGGUGGUAAUAUAAGUGAAUCAGUAGACAUCGUGAUAUAUUUACAGUUGUGUAUACAAACAAAUGUGCCAAAAAAUCAUUGCUCAUUAUAUGGUUGUUUUCAAGAAAAGUACUUCUUCUGCUUUUUUAAUAGAAAUAAUGUAUUUUACCUAAACUAACCUCAGAUUGAAUGUUAUGUUAUUCUAUAGGGCUAAAACCAAGGCAAAAUAUUAUAAUUAGUAACCAUGCUAUUUAAAUGUUAUAAUUCUCUCGUUUUGGUGCAUUUCUUUAUUGGUAUACCUUCUUUUCAGACAAAGUAAAAACUACAGCAUACUACAAAUUCAAAAAGUAUUAGCAAUGCAUACUACCAAGAUUGUAGUAUAAGGUCCUUUAUAUGAGGUCUUAAAGUUUAAAGGUUAACAGACUACAUGAUCCAUUGCUGCCUUUUUGGAGAAGUUACUCCGAUUUUCACAUAAUCUGGUGAACAGCCAAUAGGGAAUUUUAUCAUAAAUUCUAAGAAAAGAUCCACCCGAUGUUAAAGGAGAACUGACAGAAAUUGUAUACACCUGUUAUUGCUCACAUAGGGUGGAUUAUGGUGCAAAAACGUUGUGCUAAAAAAAGUCCUGUCUAGAAGUGUGCAUGUAUAAGAAGCAACUCCAAUGUUUCUAUUGAUCUCUAACCUUUAGGCUUUUAUUGUUAUUCAUUUUAAUACAUUUCUAUCCAGUCCCUCUCCUAUUGCAUUAGUGCCUAAUCUAACUAAAUGUAAUGUUUCUGGAAGUCUACUUUGCUUUUCUGCAUUUUUCUUUUCAUAAUGUUAAAGUACUGUUAAUCCUCCUUUUAUGUAUGUGUGAAAGGAUGAAGAAAUUGUUGCGGGUGGAUAUGGCCAUUAGUGAUACUAAAUUCAAUCAUGGUCAUGAAGAAAGCAUGCUAAUUAAUCCUUGCGCAAGUACAGGAGUCUGUGGAAAAGAUCCAUUUGUUUCUAAAGUGUAAGAGAUCAGCGUUACAUAUGCACUGUGAUUCAACAAAUGAAGCAGACAUUAAAAGGUACAUUAAGUAAAAAGUUAUGAAAUCAUGUGGAGGUGUCAUUGUCAUUAUUUGUGGUUUAGAUGUUAGAAAUGGACAGUGAAUAAUAGGUGUCCUUUUUAUUUCCUUUGGUUACCUUUGUUGUCAACUCAAAAUACAAAUAUAUUCCACUAUUUUCAGAAUUAUGAAAUGUAAUUUUGGGGAGCCCUUACAUAAAGUGAUAAAGACACCAAAGGUUUAAGCAAGAAGUGCAUAAUGCCAAAUGCAUUAGACCAGUAAUUCCUUACCAGUGGCUCGCAAGCAACAUGUUGCUCACUAGCCUACUGGAUGUUGCUCCCAGUUGCCUCAAAGCAGGUGCUU
This is a messenger RNA of Xenopus laevis (African clawed frog), 3120 nucleotides long. RefSeq names its product tachykinin receptor 3 L homeolog (gene tacr3.L). Gene Ontology annotation, biological process: G protein-coupled receptor signaling pathway; signal transduction; positive regulation of flagellated sperm motility. Gene Ontology annotation, cellular component: plasma membrane; membrane; sperm midpiece. Gene Ontology annotation, molecular function: tachykinin receptor activity; G protein-coupled receptor activity. The coding region runs from base 272 to 1567 and encodes 431 amino acids. The record is from RefSeq and is a predicted model, not a curated record. Lineage: Eukaryota; Metazoa; Chordata; Amphibia; Anura; Pipidae. The transcript has 5 exons.